UGGAAAGCUUCACUAAACCUGUUUGAAAUUAUCACUUCAUUACUUCAGUCAGCGGUCCAACACCACUGUUUCUGCCGCGUUAAAUCAAACUUAUCUGCGUGCAAUUUUUCAAAAGUUACGGAACCUGGAGCAGCAGACAGUCGUGAAAAAGAAUCUCCUACAGGUGGUAAUUUUUAUUAUACCGGGAUCAUUUUAUAGGAAUCUUAGAAUUACAUAACUAAAUCGUUUGUAGUGUCAGCAUUUAAAUUGUGUGUGUCAAAAAUAAAAUUGCCGCCAGCAGUCAAAGGUCGAAUUCAUUACUGCUGUUGUUCAAUUGAUCCCCUAGAGGCGACCGUCGAUUGCAUUUCGAAACAAGCUGCUGAUUAAUUCAGCAGUACCUAACGUUACUUCGUAGCAUAGGCCUACCGUAUAGUUGUCUAUCAAUAUGUCAUCGUUACCUCUCGUCAACCUGGACGAACCCCGAUACGACCAGAGUACCUAUUUAAAUCGAGCUAAGCAUUUUCUAAUUGUAACUAAUCCACUCAAUGUGUUCGCUACUGAGGAACAACUGGACCGAGCUGCUAGGAUUGUCAAAGAUUACCGGGCUGGUAAACCUGUGCCGGAUGUAUCAUCGGUAGACGAAUUAUGGGCUGCCAAAUACCUGUACGACAGUGCUUUCCACCCUGAUACGGGUGAAAAAAUGCUUUUAGUCGGACGCAUGUCCGCGCAGGUUCCCAUGAACAUGACUAUUACCGGGUGUAUGAUGACCUUCUACAAAUCGACCCCCGCUGUUAUCUUCUGGCAGUGGUUCAAUCAGUCGUUUAAUGCGGUUGUCAACUACACUAACCGUUCCGGAAAAACUCCGAUCAGCCAGGAACAACUACUCACAUCAUACUGCAUGGCCACCGGUGGAGCGCUUGUGACCGCACUUUCCCUCAACCGCCUUGUACGGAAUGCACCGCCACUUGUUGGCCGGCUUGUGCCAUUAGCAGCUGUGGCUGCCGCGAAUUGUAUCAACAUUCCACUGAUGCGCAUGCAAGAAUUGAAGAACGGUGUGACACUGAUUGACGCCGAUGGCAAGGAACUUGGUGAAUCAGUACGUGCUGCGAAGGAAGGUAUCGCAGCUGUUACCUUUAGCCGCAUUCUAAUGGCCAUGCCGGGAAUGGUUUUCACGCCGGUUUUGAUGAACUCACUGGAGAAGCGCGGAUUCUUGAAACGCUUUGCUUGGGCUAAUGCUCCGAUUCAAACCUUGUUUUGUGGUUUCUGUCUGACCUUUGCAACGCCUUUGUGUUGCGCAUUAUUCAGUCAGAAAGCAUCGAUCAGCGUCGAUCGGCUAGAAAGCGAGGUACGCGAAAAGAUCCAAAAGGAACGCCCCGAAUUGAACGUGGUCUACUAUAAUAAGGGUCUUUAAAUUUGCUGGUCAAAUGUUGGCAGUCAUGCAAGGACAAUAAGCUUGUUAUAUGUUUUCUAAACACUACAAAAGAGUAGGUCAAUGUUUGAAAUGUGUAGUUCAGAGUACUGCCUAGCGCUACGUCGUGUGAACCAUGUUGUCAUCGGUUGCACGCAUGCCGAUCAAUGUUGUUAGUAUGUCCUGUGAGAAGAUACUACCUCUCAUUCCAAAUAGCUUGCGAAUGUGGAAAAAAUAUUCUGCUGUAGAAAGAUUAAGUAGGACAUGUGUUUCAAAAAUACGAUUAUGUUCCGAAAACUCAAAAAUAGAUAGCAUUUAAAUAUAAAUGUGAAAAAGUAGUAGAAAAGUGCAAUAAAAAAUUACA
Messenger RNA from Sabethes cyaneus, 1751 nucleotides. It is a transcript of the gene Sfxn1-3, whose product is annotated as sideroflexin-1-3. Gene Ontology annotation, biological process: monoatomic ion transport; serine import into mitochondrion. The record is from RefSeq and is a predicted model, not a curated record. Lineage: Eukaryota; Metazoa; Arthropoda; Insecta; Diptera; Culicidae. Gene Ontology annotation, molecular function: monoatomic ion transmembrane transporter activity. Bases 425 to 1390 code for a protein of 321 amino acids. The transcript is spliced from 6 exons. Gene Ontology annotation, cellular component: mitochondrial inner membrane.